Messenger RNA from Perca fluviatilis (European perch), 3112 nucleotides. Its product is annotated as tripartite motif-containing protein 65-like. The transcript has 5 exons. The record is from RefSeq and is a predicted model, not a curated record. The coding region runs from base 703 to 1692 and encodes 329 amino acids. Gene Ontology annotation, molecular function: protein binding. NCBI's taxonomy places the organism in Eukaryota, Metazoa, Chordata, Actinopteri, Perciformes, Percidae.
AAAGAGGAAAGAGGACUGUACCAGGACAAGGUGUUCUGCUUCGUCCAUCUGAGUGUUCAGGAGUUUCUGGCUGCUCUUCAUGUCCAUCUGACCUUCACCAACUCUGGAGUCAACCUGCUGGCAGAAGAACGUAAAUCAUCAACCCAAUUCUACCAGAGUGCUGUGGACAAGGCCUUACAGAGUCCAAAUGGACACCUGGACUUGUUCCUCCGCUUCCUACUGGGUCUUUCACUGCAGACCAAUCAGACUCUCUUACGAGGUCUGCUGACACAGAGAGGAAGUAGAUCACAGACAAAUCAGGAAACUGUCGAGUACAUCAAGAAGAAGAUCAGUGAGAAUCUGUCUGCAGAGAGAAGCAUCAAUCUGUUCCACUGUCUGAAUGAACUGAAUGAUCGUUCUCUAGUGGAGGAGAUCCAACAGUCCCUGAGUUCAGGACGUCUCUCCACAGAAGAACUGUCUCCUGCUCAGUGGUCAGCUCUGGUCUUCAUCUUACUGUCAUCAGGACAAGAUCUGGACGUGUUUGACCUGAAGAAAUACCGUGCUUCAGAGGAGGCUCUUCUGAGGCUCCUGCCCGUGGUCAAUGCUUCCAAAAAAGCUCUGCUGAGUGGCUGUAACCUGUCAGAGAGAAGCUGUGAAGCUCUUUCCUCAGUUCUCAGCUCUGAGUCCUCUAGUCUGAGAGAGCUGGACCUGAGUAACAACAACAUGCAGGAUUCAGGAGGGAAGCUGCUUUCGGCUGGACUUCAAACUCCACACUGUAAACUGGAGACUCUCAGUCUGUCAGGCUGUCUGAUCUCAGAGGAAGGCUGUUCUUCUCUGGUCCUAGCUCUGAGCUCCAACCCCUCCCAUCUGAGAGCGCUGGACCUGAGCUACAAUCAUCCAGGAGACUCAGGAGUGAAGCUGCUGUCGGCUGGACUUAAGGAUCCACGCUGGAGACUGGACACUCUCAGGGUGGAGCCUGCUGGAGUCAGAUGGUUGACACCAGGUCUGAGGAAGUAUUCCUGUGAACUCACAAUCGACACAAACACAGUGAACAGAAACCUCAAACUGUCUGACAACAGGAAGGUGACAUAUGUGAAGGAGGAUCAGUCAUAUCCUGAUCAUCCAGCGAGGUUUGACUACUGGGAACAGCUGCUGUGUAGAGAUGGUCUGACUGGUCGCUGUUACUGGGAGGUUGAGAGGAGUGGAGGGGUUGAGAUAUCAGUGAAUUACAGCGGAAUCAGCAGGAGAGGAGACAGAGAUGACUGUGUGUUUGGAUGUAAUGAUCAGUCCUGGAGUCUGAGGUGCUCUGAUGAUUAUGGUUACUCUGUCUGGCACAAUAAGAGAAGAGCAUUCAUCUCCUCCCCCUCUUUCUCUGGUAGAGUAGCCUCUGUCUUUGGUAGAGUAGCCUCUGUCUCUGGUAGAGUAGCAGCCAUCUCCUCCCCCUCUUUCCCUGAUAGAGUAGCAGUGUAUGUGGACUGUCCUGCUGGCUCUCUGUCCUUCUACAGAGUAUCCCCUGACUCACUGAUCCACCUCCACACCUUCAACACCACAUUCACUCAGCCUCUCUAUCCUGGGGGUUCAGGUCAUAUGGUUCCUCAGUGUCUCUGUGUCCUGUGGAGUAUGGAGAGUCUCCUCCUGUCAGGGUUAGUCUUCCAGCUCCCCUGUUUCAUUAGCGCUACACUGACUCGCACGUCGAUCCGCUUGUUGUGCUAACCUCAGCCCCACUGCUCUCUGCCUCGUCCGCCAGCUGGUCCACAUCUCUGGCCAGACCUUCAGACACUUGCCCAUUCUAACCGACGAGCUAACGUUAGCUUCUUAGUAGCACGGUGCCAGACGUUUGUUUUUUUUUCCUGACAACUGACGGAUUUGCGCCCGAGCUUGGAUGUUUAGGGCCAGAGCUUUCUCACCAUGUCCACGGAUUUAAGAUAAAACACCACGUUACGCCGUUAUUAUCGUUAUAGCCUAGCUACAUCCAUGGUCCGCGCACACUCCACAGUCAAGAGCAUUAAGAAAAACACUGAUGUAAAUAGUACCUGUACUGUCGUAUUAUAUCCCAGUCACACGGAGUAAAUUGUACACACACACACACACACACACACACACACACACACACACACACACACACAGGACGUUACAGUAAUUAUUUCAUCAUUUUGUAAACGAAAUGUGUAACUUUGUGAACGUUAUUCAAGACUUUUAAGGCCAGCCCGCCACACACACACACAUUUUUUUUUUUCUCAUCGGAUCUGCAUCGAUCUCAGAUAUGGCAUUUCUAUAAUCAAAUUGACGGAAAUCUGUCAUAGCGACGGAGAAAUUUAAUCCCUGAAAAUGUUAUGGAGUGCCGUGGGGGAACAGUCUGGAGACACACCCAAUCAUUAAAGGGCUUGUUGAUUCUCUUGUGAGAGGAUUAGUGUCCAGGGUUACUGUUUUCGCACCCCCUUACUCCAUUAUCUCUGUCAUACCCCAUUGCAUAUUUGCACAGAUGCACAUCUUCACCGCACUGCUAUCAUAUUCUGUUUACGUCCUUUUGCACUAUUCAUCCACCCAGGUAUGCUCAACUGUUAUUCCUCCAAACUUUGUUGUCACACAAUUUUUGUACACAACAAUCUGCACUAACUGUAUAUUGACUCUUUACUACAUUUCAGCAUUUAGAUAGUCUGUCUAUUCAUGUAUACUGUGAUAUUACUGAUCUACAUCACUAACUAGAUCAUCAUUUGCACAGUUUUUUUGUUUUGACUCUUCAUAUAGACUGUUUAUUCAUGUAUAUUGUGUUAUUACUAUAUCACUUUCGCAUAUCCAUCUUCUUACUCAAACCUCACUUGCGCCAGCUUUGUAAUGCCUACUUAAUCUGUACGUUAUGUAGCCUAUUGUAUUCUGUAUUCUUGUAUUAUAUUGAAUGUGAAACUGUAUGUUGUCCUGCACGCUGAUGCUUUUCUUGGCCAGGUCGCCAUUGCAAAUGAGAACCUGUUCUCAACGGCCUACCUGGUUAAAUAAAUAAAAAGGAUCUGUACUAAAAGUGUACGUAAACCCAAAAGCCAAAAAGGGUGUAAGGCAAAAAAAUUCAGAUUUAUAAAAUUGUGCGUACAUACAUCUGUAGGCAAUGUUCCCUUUAUAAAUCACAUGAUGAUCAAUA